GGAAGAGGUACAAGAGCAGUGUAGUGAGCACAGACAUGCUUACUAUUACAUUCCAUAUUGAAAAGCUACGGCAUCGAGAGUCACACCCCAUAGUCGAGAAGCAAAACUAGCAUGUAUUGACGCUGAUCAAUCUAAUUCGCAUCCUUGUGAGAUUGGAAUUGAUUGAAAUUGAAUUGAAGUGGAUUGCGAUUGCGAUUGCGAUUGAAAUUGCUAUUUAAAUUCGACUUGAUUCGGUUGUUCGUUCCCUCGUUGUUGUAAUUACUCCCAUUGAAGCUGGCAGUCGGAAGUUUGUCCUAAAAGCAGCUGGAAAAGUUGAGAGAAUUGGUCGACAAAACGCUGCCAAAGAAAGAGUGUGCGAAAAAGUGUUUAUCGAAUUGAACUGACUGGAAUUGAAAUUGAAUGGAGGAAAAGGCAAUCGAAUUGUAAUAACUUGAACUGAAUUGAAUCUCAAUUCGUUCAUUCUCGACAAUGCCGAAUAAUGUCUCGAAGAACAAUUACCAGGAGCAGAGGCAACGAUCCAAAGCCGGUGCUAGAGUUUUCAAAUCGAAAAAAGAGUCAGAACAAGAGAAGCUUCGUCGUCUCGAAAAACAGUUGGCAAAAGCAUCCGACUUGGAGGAUCAACUAGGUGCUCUCAUGAGCACGAACAGCAAAGCCCAAGGCGAUGACAACAAACCCUACAGACUUCGAUCCCACCUGUGCGAGGUCCUCAGCGAUGUCUUGAUUUCCAGCCCGAAGCUUUCACUUGAAAAGGAUUGCUUUCAGCGCCUCUGGAGAUGUUGUUUUUACAAUCCGAUCCGGAUCUGGAGGCAGCGGGUCUCGAGAGAGAAACGCAAGCGCUCUCCAAACCUCACCACCACCCAGGAAGGAUUCAAGAACUUCUUGUCAGAGGCAGUUACUCUGUAUGACUUCUUGAUCCUUCAGUACCUUUCCAAGCUCUGUCCUUCCAGUACUCAGCAGGAUUGUAGCAUGACCCAACAAUCGAAAGAUACAUACACUACUUACGACAGAAGUCAGCUGGAGGACACUCAGUACGCAUCUCAAUCGACAACCGCAAUUAUUGCCGAACCAGCGGAACAAGUUGAAGGUGUCGUCCACGGCUUGUACAAGCUUUACAUCUUUAUGGGAGAUCUACAUCGCUACGCGGAAGCAUACAACAAGGCCGAAAGCAACUACUUAAAUGCUUCCAAGCUCGGCCCGGGCCUUGGAAACCCCUACAAUCAGCUCGCCGUCGUGGCCUUUUCGAAGGAAACCUACUGUGUUGCCCUGUACUGGUAUGCCCGGUCUCUCUUGGCGACUCACGAACGAUUCUCGACCUCCUCCAAUAAUCUCGAGCGUCUCUUUGCGUCGAACCGUGAAUUCCUCCGAGAACACGGGCGGAAUUCUGGUGUGCCCAUGGUGCUGUCCCAAGCUUCUGUCGCCAGCAGUCACAAAGGCAGCGGCAAGAACAAGAAUAUCAAAACCAACUCAUCCAACAACAAGAACAACAGCAUGCUACGUGCACAAAAGGUCGCUGUGAGCAAGUCCUGCUUGACACAUUUUGUAGACUUGCACUAUGAUUUGUACUUACUCAAGCAACAACAGUCAUCGAAAAAUACGAACUUAAAAGUUUUGGAUUCCAAUUACCAUGAUCAAUCGCGAAAAAAUAUCAGAAACGUGACGGCGUCGUUGAAAUCUUUGGUGCAGGCUUCCGGGUUCAGUGAUUCUCUGCUUUGCAAGAUUGUGGUCAUCAAUUCGUUUUCGUUGGAAAGAGCCAUCGAUUGCCCUGAUACGGAUGCUCUGGGCGGAACUGUCGAAAACUUGCCGUUGGAGUUGGGGAAGGAGUUGUUUUACUCACUGGGUUUGGUCUUGGCGGAACACACUGAGGGUCUCUUGGCCAAAUCGUUAGAAAAGGCGUCGAUGAACAAAGUAGCACCAUCGGUACGUUGCUUGCUUCCCCUAGAAAUGAUGUUAGACUUUUGCAAUCUUCGCCUGAUCCAAAAUGGAGAAAAACUCCAUGAUGAUCAAAAGCCGGCGGAAAUUGAAUUUUGGAAACGUGUUUCGCAGGUAGCAAAUCAGGUUCGCAACGUUCUUAAAGGCUACCAAGUUGUCCAUGGUGGCACCAAAGAUGACAGCAAAGGUAGAAUCAUUGGGGGCAGUAGCACUCCUCACUGGACAAGAAUCAAGGAAUACCAGCUUCUCAAGGGUUAUCGUCCAUUUUCUAUUGUGAACGAGGAAUACCUAUCAAAUGAAGAUGGUUUGCUUGAUGCGAUCGAGGCCGUAGAUGUUUUAGAGCUCACGGCUCCUUCUCAAUCGCAAGAUACGUGCGCGGCAUCUACCUUGAGUACCUCAGGAGGUGGCGGCGGGGGGGCUCAAGAGAAUGUAGCCAGGUUAUUUCGAAUGAUCGAAGUUUGCGACGAACUCGCAUCUGCAAAUUCGUUGGCCCCUCUGACAUCGGAAAAUGGUACUUACAACUAUCAACAAAAAAAUUCUUCUUCCUCUCCUGGAGAAUCCUUGGGUGAUAGUGACAAUAACCAUAUCAACCAAGAGGAAAUCGAGUCACAAGAAGAAAAUUGUGGUUUCGUUGGCGAUGACGAUGACGACGAAGCUGGUGACCUGAUCAUCUCUACUGAGAAUAGAAAGGAAACUCCUACUAACGGUGCUCCACCGCAAACAAUGAAUCGUGAUGGCAUCACGAUUGCACCUCUCUCUUCGACUGACGUAAUAGAGAAGCCGAAACCCCCACUUCAACCUGUGGAAGAACCUGAGAAUGGAGAUGAUGUGGUCAUGGCGGUUGUGGAGGAGGAGAAAUCAUCGAAUCCAGUUAUUCCCUCCAUGCUAAAACCUCCUCCUGGCUUCGGAGUUGCUCCAACGCAGCCUGCACCAAAUUACAGUGAAACUACGGUGAAUGACAAGCAUAUGACUGCAAUGACCACCAAUCCAACAACAAAUGUCACUGGUUUUGCUUAUCCGCCUGUAGCUUCGCAUGGUCUAGAUGCCCUCGAUAAAGUCAUGCAAGCCAAUGCCACUGCAGCAACUUCUUCAUUUUUAUAUCAAAUGCCUCAACAACAGCAACGUUCCGUCGAACCGGUCCCUAGCUUGAUGGAAAGGUCUCUUUACCAAAACUCACCCUAUCCGUUGGAGACUGGUCGUUCAAAUUUACCAACCAGCGUAGAGGAGUCAACUCUUAUAUUUGGCGACAUGCGAACUGCAAAUCCCUUUGCGAUGGAAAUGCCCCCCUCGUCAUUUUCCGUUUCGAGUAACAACACCCGAAUGACCCGCAACAUUCACCAUGGGAAUCCCGUAUCUUCGAUAAUUCCAGAUUUUGCCGCCGAAGUUACAAAUGCUCCGGAUGACACGAAAUGGCUGAAUUCCAAUCUGCUGAAUAGUUUGUUCAUGGAGGAUACAAGCAAAACGAGCAAUCCUUGGGCAAGCAAAUGAAGGAAUGAGUCCCGUUGUGCUGAUGGAUAUCAUCAAAAUACCACCCGCGAUGUUAUUUUAGCUUCUUGAGUGAAACCAGGCAGAUUUUGAUUCGUGCCUCCUAUUACGAAGCGAUAUCAAGUAUUGAUUCGUGCUCAGUUGAAAAUCAUCAGAGCCCACUUUGAAAUCUUCAAUUAUGUAUGGACUUCACAACAAGCUGCAGACGAACAAAAUUUGAGGGUCUGCAAACCAGAGCAUUCAAAAACUUAUUCAAUUUGAGAGAGAGUCAUAUCGAUAACUCCCUCCCGUCUCGCGUGAUUUUUUCAUUAUUUUAUCUUUGAUGAAAAACUUAGGACAAUUGAUGUUCAGUCACCACAUAGUUUACCUCUGGAUAUAAAUGCCAUAUUAUGAA
This is a messenger RNA of Pseudo-nitzschia multistriata, 3808 nucleotides long. The record is from the annotation of a GenBank genome assembly. NCBI's taxonomy places the organism in Eukaryota, Bacillariophyta, Bacillariophyceae, Bacillariales, Bacillariaceae.